Podarcis muralis (Common wall lizard) is the source of this 1508-nucleotide messenger RNA. The record is from RefSeq and is a predicted model, not a curated record. NCBI's taxonomy places the organism in Eukaryota, Metazoa, Chordata, Lepidosauria, Squamata, Lacertidae.
UGUUAAAAAGCAUCGGGGAGAGGAUUGCGCCCUCCGGCACUCCACACACCAAAGAGUGGCGCAACGACAAAUAAGGUUCCAUUAAAAUUGGUGCGUUGUUUCUUCACUGUUUUAUAUCUGCACCAGUAACUUUUCAUAAUUUGAACCUCCAUGAAGCUCUCCAGAGGCAAGACCAGCUUGGAGGGAAACGUCCGUUGGAGCAAAGCAUUCCAUUGUCGUUUCUCAUUGGUUGCCCCGGCCAUUUCCCUGCCCAUUAUGACAUCAAUAACUGCCAUGGGCACUUGAUCUCAACCGCCACCUUGUCUGGUUCAGUUGCUGGCAGUCCUUGGCUCAAGUCAGUAAUGUCCAGACCACAUCUUCAGUUGCGUUGACCACCAAACCUUUCUACACUCAUUUUCCUUUCAUCUGUUGGCUUACUAUGGAUUUGAAACAGUGAGACUUUUAAGGGUGGAAAACACCUCUUUAGCCACUGUCCCAGCGCUUCCUGCUAAACGAAUCGGAGAAUGUUUUGGACACAGUCGUUGCAAGAGCUUAGCAGCUGGGAAGACUCAGUGUCGGCGCCCAAAAAUGCAGAUUCACCAAGCUCAGACUCCUCCCAGACAACAUUUAGUUCUGGAGCUUCUGAGGGAGACAUGAGGGCUGCCAUGCGCUUCAUGCGCCAGUUUCUCCGCAAAAGCCACCAGGAAUUACCUGAGAAGGUCAAGUUCCUGGACUGCAUAGACCACAUCAGCGCAAACCUUGACAGCAGUAAGGUGGGCUACGUUGGUCAACGUCACUACAACCCGGCCCUGAUAAGGGAAACUCUCCUGUUCCUUCUUCCUGAAACGGGAUCCCCGUUGGUCGAGGAGCGGGUCAUGGCCUUGUCCAGAAUCACCAAGCUGGUCUGCUGGAUCACGUCCCAUUGCACACCCGAAGGAAUGAAGGACUUCAAGAUGGGGAAGCUGGCGGGGCACCUGGCGCUUUGCAGCAAGGACUCCAGCGAGAGCGUGUGCCACUGGGCGGCCGACGCACUCCACCGCCUGUACACCCUGAUCCUGCACCAGAAGAGCCUGAUGAAGCCUGAGAACGACCCAGAAUUUAUGGAGCUUAUGCAGGACUGGAAAGAGGAAAAGAUCUUCUGGCUGGCCUGGUUCUCUGACAUCAGCACCACCACCAUGGUAAACCUUUUUCACCAGCUCCAACGUGUGUCUUCUUCACACCUGAAAUUCAAAAAUGCCUGCCAUGCCGAGGAGCAGAUGGACUUCCUCCUAGCAGCCAUCAAGGGCAUGAGGGACGACAACCUUUACCACACGAAGGCUGCCAUCCUGGAUGCUGAAAGCCAUGCUGAGGAUCCCCAAGCCCCGUUUUCAUCAAGUCACCUCUUCCCACCUAUUUUCCCCCCGCAGGUGCCCAAAACCACCAGGUUCAUGUAUUUCAGUCUGGGCACAUUGGAGACCCGCAGGCCCGCCUGGAAGUUUUCAGGUUCCUCUUGCUUUCUGGGUAAGAAGCCGCCCUCAGGAUUGUGGUGA